Brassica napus (rape) is the source of this 1652-nucleotide messenger RNA. RefSeq lists its product as uncharacterized. Gene Ontology annotation, biological process: regulation of gene expression. The record is from RefSeq and is a predicted model, not a curated record. Gene Ontology annotation, cellular component: peroxisome. Bases 39 to 689 code for a protein of 216 amino acids. NCBI's taxonomy places the organism in Eukaryota, Viridiplantae, Streptophyta, Magnoliopsida, Brassicales, Brassicaceae. Gene Ontology annotation, molecular function: RNA nuclease activity. The transcript is spliced from 3 exons.
GUUUCCUUUGUAAUGAAACAGAAAGCACGUGCGCAGUCAUGUACCUUGAUAUGGUGAAAUGGCGAGAGGAUAAUCCUCCUCCGGCUACAAUGAUGAUCAUAACCAAUCAGAUGCUAGAUGUCUUCAACUGGGAUCUGGCCCGGCUACAACAACGCACGAGUUACAACAUUUUUCUGGCUUAUUCAAUUAGGCCUGUCGCAGCAUUGUUCGUGUACACUCGCAAAGAGUGGCUCUGGGAAAAAUUACUACAUGGGACGACGUCGACAAGCGUAGACACGGCGGGUGAAUUAUCUACCGUGUUUCAUUGCGAAUUUUGCUCUUUGGAUUGCCAAAGCGUGAAGAGUUUCAAAAAGCAUCUCUCCACUAAAAAGCAUGCAAUAGAAGAGGUGUUAAACCCUCAGCCUACACAACUUAUAUCUGUAACGAAGAGGUGGGGGAAGAACUAUGCUGCGACGCCUGAAUAUGCGACAGCUAAAAUCCAUGUGAGUUGGGACAUGUCUGAGUGUCCUAUUCCCGACGGUUAUGAUGCUCGUCGGGUCCGUCCCAGUUUGGAAGGAGCUUUCAAGGAACUAGGCUACUCUGGUCCUGUCUCCAUCACUGCCUUUGGUGACCAUAAACAAACCCCUGAACGCCACCUUCAUGCCCUCUCUUCCACUGGAAUCGAUGUUGCACAUGCCCUUCCGGGUUAGUCCAUUUGGAAUUUAAAAAAAUAAAAAUAAAUUAGCAACUAUCCCUUGCAUGCAAUUUACCUUUUGUUUUGUUGAAACAACAGAAUUCAUAUACAGUCGCAUGUUUGAUGAUUUGAAGCAAUGGCGAGAUAACAAUCCUACUCCGACUACAAUGAUGAUCAUAUCGGAUGGGGCUGAAAUUUUGUUAGGAGGUUGUCUUGCCAGGCUAAAACAACUAAAGAAAUACAACCUGUUUUGGGCUUAUUCUUUUAGGCCUUGGAAAAUGUCAGUCAUGCUCACUUCUGCCGAGUGGCUCUGGGAUAGCUUACUUGCAGUGGAAGUAGUGAAAGCGUUGUUGAGUCUACCGGAAUGUUUUAUUGCAAAAUGUGCUUCUCUAAGCGCAAACGCCUGGAUAAAUUCGUGAAGCAUCUCUCGAGUAAAAAACAUAUCUCCGAAGUAAGCAUCCUCUCUCUCUCUCUCUCUCUCUCUUUGUGAUCUAUACAUUUUUGUCUAACCAUUUUAGCAAGCAGGAGGAGGGUAUUACUGAGCAUGUUGAAGCUUCCGAGAAGCGGCGACUGUACUGUCUAAAGGCAAGUUUUUUUUUCCUCAAUGAUUAAUUUAAUAAGAUUUUACCAGAAAGACAAAAUUGUAUGCAUGCCAUUUCUCACAACUCUGUGUUUUUUUUUCAUAUUGUAGAAAGAAUGUUUUCCAGAGAGCAAGCGGUUGAGGAAAGCUGCCUAGUCGAGGUCGAAAAGUUGUGACUCAAGUGAUCAGAGUCUAAUCCUAUCCUAUCUUUAUUUUUCGUUUCCUAGUCUAUGUUUCGUUUUGAAGUAUUUAAAACAAUGGCUAUAUAUAUAUAUUGUAGCAAUGGAUCUUGAUAGCUGCGUCUAGACUCCAGAACUAGGCCCAAAAUGUAUUUUUGGUACUCUUAAGAGUUUCUGUCUUUUUUUGGAUCUCUGUUUCUAACUUUGUUCACUUCCCAAA